Molecule: messenger RNA, 2730 nt
Organism: Musca domestica (house fly)
Lineage: Eukaryota; Metazoa; Arthropoda; Insecta; Diptera; Muscidae
Exons: 4
Coding region: 937-1722 (261 amino acids)
Source: RefSeq, a predicted model, not a curated record
GCGAAAUCAAGCACGUAUGUUGUCAUUUUCGCAACGACCCGUUGUUAUAUUUUUCAACAACGGCUGUUGGUGAAUUGUGCACGAACGUGCUCAAAUUGACACCGAGACGUGGUCAACUUUCGGUACCAACAACAGCCGUGCUUAAUUUGUCCAUUUGUAAUAUUGGUAAUUGCAGCCGAUUACACACGAGUAAAAAAUGACAACGGUGGUGCAUGAUUCACACACGGUCGUUGUCAAUAUGACACCGGUCGUGUAUGAAUUAUGCACCACCACCUGCAUAAUGAUGCACCACCGUUGUUACUUUGUACACCGACGUGCAUGAAUCGUACACGAUCGUUGCCAUUUUAGCAACUACCGUGUAUGAAUCAUGCACCACCGUUGUCAUUUUUUUUACUCGUGUGCAAUCGGCUGCAUAUUUACCAUUUUUUCCGUGUUAUUGAAAGAGAAAGGACGCAUUGUGCAAAAAAUUUAUUGAAAAUGAAUAAUAAUUCGCAAGAUCCUCAAAAUAUCAUUGGUGAGUUGUUAGAAAUCGAUGGCAAUAUUGUUGUGGUUCGCGAUACAAACCAUUGCAGCAGUCAAGAUGCGGAAAACAAUGAGGACGAUUAUAUGUUAAGGGAGUUCUUAAAAGGAAUAAAUAUGGAGUCGCUUUUUGAACAAUUAAAAGGUAAGUAAAUAAAAAUGAAUUUUUCAGUUAAUCAGUGUAAUUAACAAAGAAUUUUCUUUUUUGUUCUUUUAGCAUCACAUGUAACAUUUCGCAGCUUGCAGUACUUGAAAAAAGAAGAUUUAAAGGAAGCAGUGCCACCAUUGGGACUGCGUGUUGAAUUCAGAGAAAAGCUCUUUGCUUGGAAAAAACGAAAGGUACGUAUUAUUUGUUUUACAGAGUUGAACUCAGUAUUAAUAUUGUCAUAACAAUAGCUCGGGAUUGAUGACGAAACUAUGUCAGUUCCAUCUAAAAUAGGUGAAUGGUGGAAACGCAACGAGACACCUGCAAGUACUCCUGGUACUCCCGACACUACAGGUUCGAACUGCUCAAAAGCCAAAGGAAUUUUGUCAGAGGAUCUAACGGAAUUGUUAACACAUACCUCGAAGGGGAAACUAGCGCUUGAAUGUAGUAGCGUUAAUAAGAAAUUAAGUGACGAGCAAAGAGAUGAUAUAAUUAAUAUAAUUAUUGAAGAUAUUUUAACCAACAAUGUUACUCUUUACACUCAAGACUAUAUGCGCAUAUUGGAUGAAAUUUGUUCCGUUUUUCCUCUUGAAAACGAAAUGAGGGAUUAUUAUUACAUUUCAAGAAAAGGAAAGAACAACGCAAGCGGAAAACUUUAUGCCAAGUAUAGAAACAAGAAGUCCAAAAGAAUAAAGCUUUUGAUUUCCGAGCCUAGCACAAGCAAAGCAGCAACUCACACAUCUCCUAAUUUUUGUAACAAAGAUGUUCCCGAAAUUGAUGAAUCAGUUGAAAAUUCAUUGAAAGCUUCCUUACUAAGAGAAUGUAAUGAUUGGGGAUCGAUCUGCGAAAAAUGGAAAAGAUCUUUUAACAUACGGCAAAGAGAUAUAAAAAAUUUAAGUAGCCAUACAUUUCUCCUUGAAUGGACGAAGUUGUCCGAUGCAAGAGCUUCAGAAUUGAGAUCACCAUUCACUUUAUAUAACAUUAUACGGUUCGUUAAAACCGAAACACCACUUUCUUGUCCACUAUCCCACAGCUAUCCGAAAAUGUGGUCCCCUUAAAUAUCUCUGGAGCAUGAGAUUCGAAGCUAAACACAAGGAAGCAAAAGCCUAUUUAGGAAAUACUACAUCAAGAGUAAAUCCCUGUCGUUCAUUAUCUAUUAAGUCUGGAUUGAAAUUUUCCAAUUUUUUAUUAAAACACGAAGAUAACUUAGAACCAAAUGUUAUCAUUAAUACGCAUACCAUCGAAGAUUUGGCAAAAGAGGAAUAUUGUUACAAAAAAAGUAAGCCAGUUUUAAAUUACCAAAAUUGCAAAGUGUCUGAUGACAUUUUUUUUAAGGGAACUAGGUAUAAAAAAAACUAUUAUUUAGCAACAAAUAAUGCCGCAAUUGAACUUUUCAAAAUUAAACAUUUAAUAAUUGAAAAUGAAAAUGUUUACAUUUUAUGUAACCAAGUAAAAGUUAAAAACUUUGAUUACCAUUUACAAUCGUAUGAAGUUGGUUCUCUGAAUGAGGAUACAAUUUUUUUAAUACCAAUUUUAGAUUUUAUUACUUACCCAUUUCACUUAUAUCCUAUGAAUAAUGGAAAAGUUUAUUUCAGAUUUAAGUUAAUUUAAUUUGUUUCUAUACAUUGAAUAUAUGUAAUUCGAAUUGUUUUGUUAAAUCAAAUAUGUAUUUAUAUUGAAUUUAUGUAAUUGGUUUCGUUCAAUAAAAUACUUUUCAAAAAAUGUCGUUUCUUCUACUAAGGGUAUAAAAUGGAAAAGGAACGGAUAUCAAAAAAUGACCACCAUUGAUUUCAAUCUGACAACGGGCGUUGACAAUCCGACAACGGAGCGUUGACAAUCUGACAACGAAGCGUUGACGAUCUGACAACGAAGCGUUGACAAUCUGACAACGGGGCGUGCUCGAAAUGACCACGUAUGUGCUCAUUUCAUGCACAUCUGUUGUUGAAAUCGUUGCCAAAAUCUCGGUGUCAAAAUGACAACAGCGUGCUCAUUUUGACACCAAACGUGGUUGAUACACUAUCAUACACGGAUGUGGUCAUUUCAUACACGGAUGUUGUCAUUUUUUC